AUGGGGACUGAGAGGUCGCUUGCAACUUUGCUUCGGUCACUCCAGACCGUGGAUGGGAAUCGGGAUGCUUUUGGCCUCCUACCAUCAUCGACGGGACUUCUCUCUCUGCUCUCCAAUCCAUUGAACGUAACUUUAUUAUCCUCACAUCUAUUACACUCCCCAGCCCUGUGGAAUGGAGAAUUCGACCUGGAAACAUGCCGGCGCAUUCUCAGCGUUUUUAAUACGGCGGCGAUCAGCGUCGUGCACAAUGAAACACCACAACAGGGACCUCCGUCUUCAAAUAUUCAAAGGAGAGGGCUUGGGCGCGAGGAAUGGGUGAAGGCGGUUGUCCAGGGUGCGGAUGACAAGUCACCACGUUGGAGGCAUUGUAUUUUGCUUGGAGGGAUCUUGCUGGGGAUGGAGGGCCAGGAUCGACGGAAUCUGCCAUCGCACUUGAGGAAAAAACUAGAAUCGGGACUCAUGACGGCAUUCCAGCUUUCGCUGAACGAGCUCGAUUCAUACCCAAGAGUUGCGCGAUAUUGUAUUGCGCUGGUUAUGAAUUAUACUUUCGAAUUACUUGCGGAUUCCGAAAGAAGCCGAUUGGAUUAUAACAUUGCCCUUCCUCUUCUCGUGGACACCGCCUUUUUCUCUCCCGCAGGGUUUGAAUCUGGGUAUUUCCUAGGCGCGAUUGACCGGGACAUGCGCGAGACCCCUUCGAAAAAAUUCGAGUGGCAGGCCCAAUCCCCAACUUUUCUCCACAUACGCGCCAUCACCGCAAAGCCGCUUAUCUCCUCUCUGGGUCCCUUAUCGCGGCUAAUUGCACAUGGUAUUGAAAACUGCCAAGCACAGGGCCGGGUGGUGCAAGCGGUGGAUUCACUCCUUAACUUCUCGAGGACAUUGAUGGUUCAGUGGCGGCAGAAUAAGCUGUCAGAGGUUGAUAUCUCUGAGGAGGCGGAAUUCCUCGACGAGGCGUCACUCAAGACAACGAUACCUGUUCUUUGGCGAUUAUUGAAAACCUCCUUAUUUUCGAUCAUUAUUGUUCUAAGGGCUGUUCUAGGAAGGGUACUGAAUGAUCGUCUCCUUGCGGCUGAUGACUUUAACUUUUUGUUAGGUGCACCAACACUCGCUCGCAAAUCCUUACACAUUCUCCGCAAUAUCUGCUUUAUCUCAUCUCGAAUUGGACAAAAUACGUCUUCCCAGUAUACCUUUGUUAACCUUACUGCAAUCGACAUCCUCUCGCAGUAUCCAGCUGCCUCCCAAGAAUUUUUGGAGAGUAUCCGUCCUUCUGCAGCUGGCCGUAUUCCAGAUUAUCCUAUCGAUAGAUGUCUAGAUCUGUUUUUCCUAAACACAGCUGAACAUUUUGCUUUGAUACUAUCCCCAGCCGUUAACGAGGACCUGUUAAUCUCCGCUGCACUGCCAUAUCUUGCCGCUGGCGGCAACAACAAUCUUCUAGAAAUAUUUGAGGCAGCCCACAGCGUAGUACUUUCUGUUCUCGCAGCGCCCAAAAGUGCAAAUAUGGCGGCGAAGCAUCUCCCGUUUUAUAUCGACACACUUUUCACCUCUAACAAUAUAUAUAUGUCUCAGGUGUUCCCUCAAAAUCUCUCCGCUCGCCAAUUCCGCCUAGCCUUCAAAACCGCGAUCCAAAUCACUGCGCCCCCAUCCCCCUUAGCAAACACCCAACCUCUUCUCCCCCCAAUCCUCCUCGAACUUUUGUAUGACAGAGCCCUACACGCACCCACCAUCCCGCUACCACGGCCUGUUGCCUCAACCUCUGUCUCCGUCGACCUUAAUGCUCUCAGUAACAGCGCGCCCCCACUAUCCGAACAGGCUGUCCUCGCCAUGACCAUGAUCGACUGCCUAUGCUUCCUCCGCCUGGAUACGCUGGAGGAAUGGCUACCGCUCGUCGCGCACCUGGUCAAUAUCAUUCCCGAUAAGGGGAUGAGGCAGCAGUGUCAGGAGAGGUUUUGGGAUGCGUUGAGCAGUGGGGAGAUGGAUGUCGAUCGGGCGAAUUUCUGCGUUACGUGGUGGAGUACCAAGGGCGGGAGGGAGAUGGUGCUGUUUUCGUCUGAGGAGGAUGUGAAGAUUCCGUACAUGAGUGGCGGCCUUGGGGUGGCCGAGCCGCGGAGUAGGUUAUGA
Histoplasma capsulatum G186AR is the source of this 2115-nucleotide messenger RNA. Its product is annotated as peroxin 8. The record is from RefSeq and is a predicted model, not a curated record. The transcript has 4 exons. Lineage: Eukaryota; Fungi; Ascomycota; Eurotiomycetes; Onygenales; Ajellomycetaceae. The coding region runs from base 1 to 2115 and encodes 704 amino acids.